UGCGUUGAUUAACUUGUUGCAUACGCGUCCUGGAUAAGGCAGGAGAGUGGAGCGGGAAAGCGCCGGGUCUCUAGUCACUUCUCCCCUUGCUGUACACUUGAAAAAAAGAAAACGUUAAGAAUUGUAGGGUUUUCUAAAGAAAAUAAGAGUAUUUUUUGAUAAAGUGUCUAGAAAUUUAAGACCGAAAAAUAUGAAUUUUAAAAUUUUAUUGAGAGGGUGAGAGUGCCAUAUAUGAUUUUUUUUCCCACCCAUCGAACGACGUGUGUGUAUGUGAGACCAUAAUUAUUUGCGUUUUGUGGGGGCGCCAAGCGAACUUGCGGCUAGGUCGGUGUGACCCAAGAAUGUGGAGGACGGAGGGCUUGGUGAUGAUGACACUGGGAAAGGAAAAGCAGAGCCACCAAAAGCAACAACCACAAGAGCGUUAUCGCUAAUCGAUGGCUGGCCAUCAAGAACGCUAAGCAAAUAAGCAACAGGAGCUCUACGAGCUGGAGAGCUCGACGGCCAAGACCCGAGUCCGAGACCCAAGACAUUGUCGUAGCCAUCGUCGCAGUCCAGUUGCCGUUGCCGUUGGCGUCGCCGUCGACGCCCACACACACACACACAACGCGCAGCGAAAGCGAUAACCGCUAGGAAAUAAAUAAACAGUUUUAGUUGCUGUCGGCGAUUCCUGAGGAGCGGAGCCCACUCGAAAUGCUGGCGGCUCAGGAGAAUCGCUUCCAGUAUGUGUACUUUGCGCUGUCCGCCGUGGUGGCCAGCGCUAUGCUCGUCCUGGUCUACAUCUCCAUGCGUUCGAGCCUAAAUGAACGGUUGCGCGAGGACCUGGCCAAGACGCAGCACCAGAUGAUCUUCGAGAAGCCGAAUCCACACUGGGACUAUAGCAAUAGCUGGCGGAAGAUCGGAAAUGCUUCGCUCAGGCAUGAGAUAUACUCGGCCUACUUUGAUGUGAGAACGGAGAUUAUAGGCAGUGUCCGCCUGGAUGAGGAGCAGAUGACCAUUGGUUCCCUGCGUCUGUUUGCCAUUCUGCCCGAGCGCCUGCGCGACUCUCGGGUGAGCUGCAUCGUUCGCUUUGCGGACUUUACCAGCCAGGAAAUAGUGGCCGAGGAGGCGGGGGCCAUGCAUGAUGUACACAACAAUACCUUUGCUGCCUGGAGCAUCAUGUGUCCAUUGCAUGCCUCACGCCGCAGUCCCAUGCGACUGCCCCAGGCGGUGGCCCUUACCUAUGCCUCCAACAGACUGAGUCACCUGAGUCCCACCUUUAUUCAGAUCAGCUACCCCCGCAACAUGACCAACCUUUUUGGACGUUCGCGUCCCACGAUCUCCGUGUGCGUGGGUCCGCUGCAGGAAAACUACUCAAAUGUCUUGCGCCUCGUGGAGUUUGUGGAAAUGUACCGCCUGCAGGGCGCCAGCCACUUUUAUUUCUACUACGUGGAGGCCACCGAGGAUGUGCGUCGCGUUCUGGAGCACUAUCAGCGCAUCGGACUGGCCGAUGUCUUUGAGUGGAAUGUCCACUCUCACCUGCAGGACCUCCACUAUGCCGGGAUUGUGGCGCAGUUCAAUGACUGCGUCUACCGGGCCAAUGUCGUGGAUAACUUCAGGUAUGCCGCAGUGGUGGACCUGGAUGAGGUGGUAAUGCCGCUGAAGCACAACUCCUUGGCGGAUUACCUGCGUCAGUGCGAUGAGGGCCGAACCGCGGGCUUCGUCUUCCGCAAUGUCUUCUUCCAUCGAAGGGAUAGUAAUGACACCUUCAAUGCACCCGCCCACGUUCUCAACCGACUGCUCUACACUCAGUCGAAGGUGAAGCGGACCCUGGAGGUCCUGCCCGCCCACGUGCGAAGCAAGGUGGUGGUCAAUGCCCGGGGAAUUGUAGAGAUGGGCAACCAUCAGGUGUAUCGCUCGGCGCCGGGCUACACCGACCACAUAGUGCAUCCGACGGUGGGCCUGCUGUUCCAUUACCGCGACAAGUGCAUCAACUGCAAGAUGGUGCUCAUCGUGGACUACACCGCGCGGAGAUUCGGGUCGCUGCUCUUCGACCGCGUGGACACCACGUGCCUGGAGGUCUUCAUGGACCGGCGGGGCAUCUGUGAGUUGGCGUAGCCCAUAUCAGCGAACCGAUCUCCGACAGACGCCCCCUAAAAACUACAAAGACCAGAGAUCUCGCGGCUCAGUUCUGAGCGUGGCCUCCGCCCGUCGACAUGCUGAAGUUCUGCUCGCUGCGCAAGGGCAGGGAGUCCGCGAUUCCCAAUGUUACGACUCCGGCUUCGGCUCCGGCUCCCAGAGUGGCCAAGAGUGUACGACAAAUUAGCCUAAGUCCCCAAGCUGUUCUCUCUAAGUGUUAUGCCGUAAUAAAUCGUGCUUUAAGUGA
Molecule: messenger RNA, 2362 nt
Organism: Drosophila kikkawai
Lineage: Eukaryota; Metazoa; Arthropoda; Insecta; Diptera; Drosophilidae
Cellular component (GO): cytoplasm
Molecular function (GO): glycosyltransferase activity
Source: RefSeq, a predicted model, not a curated record